Sinocyclocheilus rhinocerous is the source of this 1382-nucleotide messenger RNA. RefSeq names its product SAP30-binding protein-like. The transcript has 11 exons. Gene Ontology annotation, cellular component: nucleus. Lineage: Eukaryota; Metazoa; Chordata; Actinopteri; Cypriniformes; Cyprinidae. Gene Ontology annotation, biological process: regulation of DNA-templated transcription. The coding region runs from base 1 to 882 and encodes 293 amino acids. The record is from RefSeq and is a predicted model, not a curated record.
AUGGUGACUGAGACUGACAUUCUGUCAAACAUUGUCAAAAUAGAACAACAUGAAGACUCUCAUGGUGGAUUGGUGUCGGCUGGUUACGGAGAGGAUGAAGUGAGUCGUGUGGAGGAGGCAGAUGAGAAGCCCUCGGAGAAUGAGGACAGUGAUGAUGACAGCACUAGAAAUUCGGAAGAGGAGGAGUCGGACUCAGGGCGGACCCAAGAUGAUGUGAAGGAUGUCUCAGAAGUGGACGUUAAAGACCCCAAUGAGCUUGUUGCACAGUUUUCAGAGAAGGUUCGGAAUAUGUCUCCUGAUGAGAUCAGAAUUCCUCCUGAACCUCCCGGGCGUUGUUCCAGUCAUCUGCAGGAAAAGAUCUUUAAACUUUAUGAGAGGAAGCUUCACGGAUACUUUGAUACAAACAGCCAUAUUCAAAAGAAGAAAGAGUUCCGCAACCCAAGUAUUUAUGAGAAGCUUAUCCAGUUCUGUGGUAUUGACGAACUUGGAACCAAUUAUCCAAAAGACAUGUUUGAUCCUCAUGGCUGGUCAGAGGAUUCAUAUUAUGAGGCACUAGCCAAAGCUCAGAAAGUGGAGAUGGACAAGCUGGAAAAAGCUAAAAAGGAAAAGACCAAAAUUGAGUUUGUGACGGGCACCAAAAAAGGCACCACUACUAAUGCAGCAGCUAUGGCCACAAACACAACAACUGCCUCUUCCACAGAUGCUCAGAAGAGGAAGAGCAAGUGGGACUCAGCAGUGCCAGUGACCCUGGCACAACCCGCCCUCCUCACCACCACCACUGCCACCCUCCCUGGAGUCGUCUCUGUGACAACAACAGUCAGCGGCACCAAGACCACAGUCAUCUCUGCAGUGGGAACCAUUCUCAAAAAAGCUAAGCAAUGACACUAAAAAAGGCAGGGCUGUUUCACUUCAGGUUGCCAGAUUGAUAGUGAAUGGCAGUGCUACAUGUAAAUGUAACAAGUUGUGCUGUUUUUAGUUGAGCAACAGAUGAUUUUAACUGUCUGGCAACUGGAAUAGAUGGUGUUUAUCUCAUUUUCAGAAAGUGAAAAUUCUGGAUAUAGCUUUAUAAUGACAUAAUUGUAUCAGUCAUCUCUGUGUUCGGUUUUGACUAGCUGUUUCAAAUGCAUUCAUCUGAUGGUUGAUUCUUUGAUUUAAACUUCUUGGUUGUCUUUGCCCAGAUGUUUUCCAUUGAAUUCAUAAUUCUUGUAUGUAAAAACGAUCCUGCAGCUGUCAUACAUAUCUGUUGCAGUAAAGUCACCUGACCUUUCAUGUCCGACAUAUGAAAACUGAAACCUGCAAUAAUGUAUUGCUUAUCAGUAAAUUCAAAUUUUCUUUCGUUUUUUUUUUUCAAUAAUCAUUCAGUGUUUGAUAGAUGCUCAAUC